UUGUUGUUGCUUAUUUUGUUUAUAAAUAGCCUUCAUCUUCUCUACAUUUCAGUGACAUGCAUGAUAUAUUUUCUUCUGUCAUUUAAUGGCAUUAUUAACCUCUUUGAUCUCCAUACUGAUUUUGAUAUGGUUUACUUCACUUCUACUUAAGAAGUUCUCCAAAAAGGCACAAGCGUUGUUGCUUCCUCCUGGACCGAUGGGGCUACCCCUUUUUGGGAGCCUUCCUUUCCUACAUCCCGAGCUUCACUCUUACUUCACUGACUUGGCCAAGACCUAUGGCCCAAUCUUCUCCCUCCGGCUUGGGAAAAAGAUCGCCAUUGUCAUCUCCACUCCCUCUGUGGCACGAGAAGUUCUCAAAGAUAAAGACAUCAUCUUUGCCAACAGAGACAUCACUAUUGUUGGUAAAGUAGGGUUCUACGGUGGCUCUGACAUUUUGUGGAGCCCUAGUGGACCUGAGUGGCGGAUGCUAAGGAAAGUCUUCACUCGAGAGUUGCUCAAUGGACCCAUGGUGGAUUUUGUCUACGAAAUCCGAAAGAGGGAGAUUCAAAAGAUGGUCAAUAACAUUUGGGUCCAGAGAAUGUUAUCGGUGGAUGUUGAGGAAGAGGUAUUCAUGACGGUGCUGAAUGCAAUAAGCACGAUAUUGUGGGGAGAUGAGAUGACGAAAAGGAGUCUUCGGACUGAGUUCCGACUCUUUGUGAAAGAUGUGACGACGAUGAUGGGAAAAACAAAUAUAUCAGAUUUCAUCCCAAGUCUAGCUAUAUUUGACUUGCAAGGUAUUGAGAAAAAGAUGAAGAGAUUGAUGAAAAGGUUUGAUAAUUUUUUUGAAUUGGUGAUAGAUGAACGGACAAGAGAGGAUGAUAAUAAUGAGAAGAAAGAUUUUCUUCAGGUUCUUUUGAAUUUGAGAAAAGGAGGAGGAAAUGAUAAAACCCCUCUAACCAUGACUCAUCUUAAAGCAAUAUUAAUGGAUAUGAUUAUUGGAGGGACGGAUUCAACAUCGCACAUGGUAGAAUUUGCAAUGGCUGAGAUGAUGAAUAAUCCCCAUGUGAUGAAGAAAGCGCAAACAGAAUUAGAAGUCGUGGUGGGAACAAACAAUAUGGUUGAGGAAUCACACCUUAGAAAAUUACCUUAUUUGUACGCAAUCAUGAAAGAGACCCUACGCUUACACCCGGGUGUGCCUCUCCUUGGUACACGAUGUCCUACUGAGUCUUCCACUAUUUGUGGAUACACAAUUCCCAAGGGAUCUUGUGUAUUCAUCAAUGUUUGGGCAAUUCAUCGAGACCCUUCGAUUUGGGAGGACCCACUUAUGUUUGAUCCUGAAAGGUUUAUGAAUUCAAAAUGGGACUAUACUGGAAAUGACUUUAACUACUUUCCAUUUGGUUCCGGUAGAAGAAUCUGCGUGGCCAUUCAACUAGCAGAAAUAAUGUUUUUGCUCUUGUUGGCCUCGCUCAUUCACUCUUUUGAGUGGAAAGUGUCUCAGGGCGAGAAAGUAGACUUGGAAGAAAAGUUUGGGUUUGUUCUAAAGAAUAAGAAAUCUCUUGUUGCAAUACCAACACCAAGGCUUUCUAAUCCAAAUUUAUAUAAGUAA
Impatiens glandulifera is the source of this 1585-nucleotide messenger RNA. Its product is annotated as geraniol 8-hydroxylase-like. The coding region runs from base 86 to 1585 and encodes 499 amino acids. The transcript is spliced from 2 exons. Lineage: Eukaryota; Viridiplantae; Streptophyta; Magnoliopsida; Ericales; Balsaminaceae. The record is from RefSeq and is a predicted model, not a curated record. Gene Ontology annotation, molecular function: monooxygenase activity; iron ion binding; oxidoreductase activity, acting on paired donors, with incorporation or reduction of molecular oxygen.